UCGAUUUCCCUCUCCCGAGCACCACAACAGAAAAACCAGAAAUCUCUUGCUUAUCCUUAUGUCUUUACUCAACAGUUCUCGCCACCAGUCGUCACCUUCCUUGGCCAUGCAAAUCACCAAAAUCGAAUUUUGACUACUUUCAAACUAUCAUAUGAGAAAGAAAGCUCUACCCUGGUUUUAAUGGCGAUUCUAGCUUCACUACAAGGCGGUCACAACCUCUUCUCCUCACUCCCUUCAACACCACCCCGAAAUGAAACUCCAUCCACCUCAUCUCCUCCUUCACCUCCCAUCCCCAUUCCCAAAUACCCUCCUCCUUCUCGUCGACAAAAACCCCAGACAGCAUCUCAACCCCAUCCCAACCCCGGCCUCAAAACGGUCCACCGCCGCUCCAACUACUACAAGCCGGUCAAAGAAGGUGUUCUCACAUCUGACGGCGACCGUUCCGUCGUAAUAGGAGAAUCCGGCGUGUCGUACCAGCUUCCGGGUGCUCCGUUCGAGUUCCAGUUCAGCUACUCCGAGACCCCAAAGGCGAAGCCAAUCGCAAUUCGGGAACCGGCGUUCUUGCCAUUCGCGCCUCCUACUAUGCCGAGGCCGUGGACCGGGAAGGCGCCAUUGAAGAGCGCCAAGGAGAAGAAGAAGAAUCGGAAAACUCCGCUCUUUGAGUCGUUUAAUCCACCGCCUCCCACCACCAAAGGGGUGAAGCACCUUCAAAUGCCAGGCCCUUUUCCGUUUGGGAAAUAUCCAAAAGUGACGAAGAGCAGAGAAGAGAUUCUCGGAGAGCCGUUAAAGAAAUGGGAGAUUCGAAUGUUUGUAAAGCCCCGUAUAUCAGAUAAUCGCCAGGUUAAUCUCGGAAGAGAUGGGUUAACGCAUAACAUGUUGGAGCUAGUUCAUUCCCAUUGGAAGAGAAGUGAAGUCUGUAAAAUUAAAUGUAAAGGUGUUCCAACUGUGGACAUGGACAAUGUUUGCCAUCAUAUUGAGGAAAAAACUGGUGGGAAAAUCAUUCAUAGAGUUGGUGGAGUAGUUUAUCUUUAUCGUGGCAGGAAUUAUAAUUAUGCCACUCGUCCUCAGUACCCUGUGAUGAUUUGGAAACCAGCUACACCUGUCUACCCCAAACUUAUCCAAGAGGCUCCUGAGGGAUUGACAAAAGCUGAAGCUGAUGAGCUACGGAUGAAGGGGAAGAGGCUUUUGCCAAUUUGUAAACUAGCCAAGAACGGAGUCUACAUCUCUCUAGUGAGAGAUGUUCGACAUGCUUUUGAAGGAAGCCCACUGGUGAAGAUUGACUGCAGAGGGAUGCAUACAAGUGACUAUAAGAAGUUAGGUGCCAAGCUUAAGGAGUUGGUUCCCUGCGUGCUGCUGUCAUUUGAUGAUGAACAGAUAUUGAUGUGGAGGGGAUCAGAUUGGAAGCCAAAGCUCCACAAUUACUCUCGCCCUUUCAAUCCAGUGGAUGAAAGUGUGACAGAUUUGGAUAAUUCAGGCAAAGCUGAUAGCGAUAGUGAUAGUGGCAGCUCUGAUGCCAAAACUGUGAGGACAAGCUCUAAAAUGCUGUCACUCUGGAAGCGUGCGAUUGAAUCGAACAAAGCAAUGUUGUUGGAUCAAGUAGAUCUUGGUCCUGAUGCUCUAUUGAAGAUAGUGGAGGAAUUUGAGGGCAUUGCACAGGCCACAGAACACUCCUAUCCAGCUCUAAUCUUGUCAGGUAAAGAUGGUACCAGCAGCUCAAGGGCUGAGUCUGAAGAUUUUCCUCAAAAUGAUAGAUCCAGUGAGGCAGACAUCUUUACCGACGAAGACGAAUACGAUGACCUUGUCAAUGAUUAUGAAGAUGAUAGUGAUGAUGAUUCUUUCUAUGACAGUGAUUCACUUCCCAUGGGGUCAUUAGCCAUUGAUGAAAUUGCAAAAAAGUUGAAUCAGGAUAAUAUUUGAUAAGCAAUAGAGUGUAUUAGUUGCCCUUCUCGGGUUAGUAAAUAUGCAUAUACCAUAUCAGCAAAAUGGAUACUUUAUAAAACGGUUAUGGUAUUUACACAUCUUUACUAUAAGGAGAUUAUCUUCAAGAAAAAAUAAAAUGAAAUGAAGAGUCAUUCUAAGUGUACU
Humulus lupulus (European hop) is the source of this 2085-nucleotide messenger RNA. Its product is annotated as CRS2-associated factor 2, chloroplastic. The transcript has 6 exons. The record is from RefSeq and is a predicted model, not a curated record. NCBI's taxonomy places the organism in Eukaryota, Viridiplantae, Streptophyta, Magnoliopsida, Rosales, Cannabaceae. Gene Ontology annotation, biological process: Group II intron splicing. Gene Ontology annotation, molecular function: RNA binding. The coding region runs from base 181 to 1917 and encodes 578 amino acids.